ACCUUCUAUUCCGUACAUCAUCCCGAGGCCAUCCAAGCCAUCCAAACCCAUCGCAAUUGUUGUCUCCUUACAAUCGUCACCUAUCACACAUCACCAUCAUAAUGUCCGAAUACUGGAAAUCUACUCCCAAAUACUGGUGUAAGCAUUGCAGCACCUACGUACGCGAUACCAAACUCGAACGUCAAAACCACGAAGCUACCGCGAAGCACCAAGGAGCUUUAAAGCGUUUUCUAAGAGACAUACACCGUAAUCAUGAGCAAGAGCAACGAGAAAAAGAUCGCGCCAAGCGCGAGAUCGAGAGACUUAAUGGUGUAGUCGGAUCAUCCGUAUCUUCGGAUCAUCAACAACAUCAUGUCGCAAGUACCAGCAGAAUACCGAGUUCGGCUUCAUCGCAAGCGCCGACGCAAGCUGCCGGUCCUCAGCGGCAAAGGCAAUGGGAACAACUAGCGGAGAUGGGUAUUGAUGUACCAACUGAGCUAAGACGGGAAAUGGCUAUGGCUGGCGAAUGGACCGUCACGAGCAAGAGGAUCAUCGACGACACACCCAAGGUAGACGACUCGGAUACCAAACCGCAGAACAUUGACGCAAUCGCAUCUGGCGUUCGAAAGCGACCGAAGCCUGAGGGUGAAGCAGACGAGGAGGAGGAGGAAAAGGCAAUCAAGAGCCUAUUCAAGAAGCCUAAAAAAUGGGGUCGCGAUACGAAACACGCUCCGGAGGACGACGCGGAGCUAGAUGCUCUACUCAGCAGUGCUCUGACAAAACCACCCAAGUCCGAGGAUGAUCCUCAGCAACCUAGUGAAGAGAAGGCCAAUCUACCGAGCGAGACGAAAGAAAAUCCAUUACCCAGUAUAAAAAAGGAGGAAACGACUGACGGAGAAGCUCUAUGGUCUAUUAAAUCCGAGCCCCAAGAAAGUCAUAUAGAUACCCCAGUUAAGCAAGAAGACGAGGCGGAGAACGGCCCAUCUACGGUAGUUUUCAAGAAGCGGAAGCCUAAGAAUAUCCGUCAGAGAUGACCUCUAGCUCACAAAAAUUAUAUUCUAGUAAUGCUGUUAUACACAGACAUCGCGUCUCUAGGUCCUCCUUACCAACCAGGCCUCAUACAACUAAAUCAUCUUUUGGCUUCUUCUUCGUGGCGCGUGUACCACUAUUUGCGUCGUAGCGUGGGAAGUCCGCGACCUCUAAUCAGUAUCGAGGAGCUUCGGGCACGCUGCCGUACUA
This is a messenger RNA of Daldinia caldariorum, 1218 nucleotides long. RefSeq lists its product as uncharacterized. The record is from RefSeq and is a predicted model, not a curated record. Lineage: Eukaryota; Fungi; Ascomycota; Sordariomycetes; Xylariales; Hypoxylaceae. The coding region runs from base 102 to 1013 and encodes 303 amino acids. Gene Ontology annotation, biological process: mRNA splicing, via spliceosome. Gene Ontology annotation, molecular function: zinc ion binding; RNA binding. Gene Ontology annotation, cellular component: precatalytic spliceosome. The transcript has a single exon.